Balearica regulorum gibbericeps (East African grey crowned-crane) is the source of this 943-nucleotide messenger RNA. Lineage: Eukaryota; Metazoa; Chordata; Aves; Gruiformes; Gruidae. The record is from RefSeq and is a predicted model, not a curated record.
UCACACGCACGGUUCUGGGACACGACAGAAGUUGCUCCCAGGAGAGAACAUUAUUGCCCGGUACUGUUUGAAGACUUGAUACAUUUAUGUCGGUUAAUGUCUGUGAAGUAUCCUUCUCUGACUAGAAGAAUGUUGGCUAGAAACUACAAGAUAGCAGCUACGUGGGAAAGAGAAUCCAUUCUCCUUCAGGUCCGAGGCCUGAACGGAAUACUUAUGAACUCUGUGUCCCCAAUACCACCAGUAGCCUCCAAGGAGGAGAUACUGGCCACUGAAGGACAUGUUCUGGAGACCUUCUAUCCCAUCUCUCCUACAAUUGAUCUCCAGGAAGUGAAUGUGUACCAAGAGCUCAACCAUACAGGUUUUAGAGAUGGUUAUCCAUUCUCUCAUCCUCACACUCUGUUCUUCCUGGAAUCGGCCAACAUUCGUCCUAAAAGGUUCAGACCAGAACAGCUUCGUGCUAAAAUGCUGAUGUUUGCUUUUGGCAACGCGCUGGCAAAGGCUAAGGUGCUGUACGGGAAUGAUCCCAAGGUUUUGGAGCAGCCAGUAGUGGUGCAGAGCAUUGGCACAGAUGGCCAGCUCUUCCAGUUCAUGGUGUUCCAGUUAAACACAACAGACCUUGUCUCUAGCGAUGGCAUAAAAAAUCUAGUCUGGAUUGAUGCUGAUCAGAAUCUGUAUGAAAAAGCCCAGUGUAUUCCUGAAGUCAAGAAGAGAGUUGUUACGAAGCCCGCUGGAAUAUAUGGCUUUCAGCCAGACACAUUCAAGAAGUUUCUGGCACUGUAUCUGCAUGGAACUGUGUGAAAUUCAGCUCGAAUGAAAAUACUUCACCAACUGUACCUGCUGCUUCUCUUUGCCAGAACCAUCACAUAAUUAAAGAAAGGUGGAUUAAUUCACUUUCAAAAAUAAAUUAUAUUGUUACCAAAAGUAAAAAAUUUUUUAAACUGAA